This is a messenger RNA of Athalia rosae (coleseed sawfly), 1218 nucleotides long. Its product is annotated as NKAP family protein CG6066. Gene Ontology annotation, cellular component: nucleus. The transcript has 5 exons. Bases 131 to 985 code for a protein of 284 amino acids. Gene Ontology annotation, biological process: regulation of gene expression. Lineage: Eukaryota; Metazoa; Arthropoda; Insecta; Hymenoptera; Athaliidae. Gene Ontology annotation, molecular function: chromatin binding. The record is from RefSeq and is a predicted model, not a curated record.
UUCCAUUACAAUAAAAAAUGUCAGUGGCUUCGGAAUGUAAUACAAACAUCAUGGUUGCUUGCACAGUGUCAUAGUGAUGAUUUCUAAAAUUGCUGUCGAAUUAUAAAAUUUGUACAUAUUUAUUAAUAUAAUGAGUAGUACGUAUCAUGAUUCCAGACGAUCUAAGUAUCAAAGAAAUGACAGGGCAUCAAGUAGUACGCAUUUACAUCACAGAAAUAAUUACACUUCUCAAGAAGAUGAAUUUAUGGAUGCCCGACGACGAGAUAGAGAACAAAUUGGUCUUACUGGUGUAGAAAGAGUUUGGGGAAAAUCUCCCACUCGGGUUGAAGACUCUGACGAUGAAGAAGAAUCUUUUAACAGACAUAAGGAUGAAUCCACCUUGAAAGACAAAAAGAGAAAGAAAAAGGAUAAGAAAAAAAAAAGUAAGAAGUCAAAGAAAGAAAAGAAAUCCAAAAAAAGUAAAAAGAAGAAGAGAAAGAGAAAGUCUUCUUCCAGUAGCUCAGAUGAUGCCAGCGAUUCCGACACACCUCAAUGGGUUGAAAAAAAGGCAGUUGACAGUAGUAAAAAGAGGCGCCAUGGAUCCAGCUCCGAUGAGAGUGGUGAAGAUGGACUAGUUGGUCCGGUUCAGAAGCAGCAUGUAACCCUUUCUGCAAAAGACUUUGGAAAAGCUUUACUACCUGGUGAGGGAGCUGCAAUGGCUGCAUAUGUUGCAGAAGGCAAACGUAUUCCCAGGAGAGGAGAAAUUGGUCUUACAUCAGAUGAAAUUGCAUCCUAUGAAUCUGUUGGCUACGUAAUGAGUGGUAGCCGACAUCGGCGAAUGGAGGCUGUACGUAUUCGUAAGGAGAACCAGAUAUAUUCGGCUGAUGAAAAGCGGGCAUUGGCGAUGUUUAGCAAAGAAGAAAGACAGAAACGAGAAAAUCUUAUCCUAGGACAAUUCAGAGAAAUGGUUAAUCAGAAGCUUGCUCAGGAGCAGAGCAACGAUUAAACAGAAUAAAACGAAGUGCAUACAAAUGACAACAAUGAAAUAAAUUAAGCUCAUUAGUACUCACUCUAGCUCAAGCAUUUCUAUUUAGUGAAAUAUCUUCGGACAGGCACAAAGUGAAAGUUGUUCAUUACCGAUGAUCUUUGCUUUUAUUUUCACCAAUUGAUGUAACGUUUCUGAGAAUUAUGCUACUGUAUAUAAUGUCUGAGUAAAGUUGUAUUAAUUUGUACACAGUA